Molecule: messenger RNA, 2380 nt
Organism: Penaeus chinensis
Lineage: Eukaryota; Metazoa; Arthropoda; Malacostraca; Decapoda; Penaeidae
Product: DNA-dependent metalloprotease dvc-1-like
Exons: 6
Coding region: 574-2049 (491 amino acids)
Biological process (GO): DNA repair
Cellular component (GO): nucleus
Molecular function (GO): single-stranded DNA binding; polyubiquitin modification-dependent protein binding; metalloendopeptidase activity
Source: RefSeq, a predicted model, not a curated record
GGUGCGUCAGGUCAGCCUCUAAAUGCAUUGGAACAACUAAAGGCCACCAUCGUCUUUCGAGAGUUUGUUUAACACAUUUAUUUACGAAAAAAAAUCCAACUGUCAUCAUAUGAAUAUUUUACACUAUUUAUACAGCAACCAUAUUUUUCAUGAUCUACACAGCAUUGAUUCAUCACGAUCUAUACAGCGUUAUUGAAAGAGGGCGAGGGCUUGGGCGAUCAGCUGAUUGGAGUAAACAACAACAAACAGACCGACACGUGGAUCUGCUCUGGAUGGAGACCUCUCACGUAUUUUCAGGACGUAGUGUGCCCAGACUAUUCCUCAAGAUGCUACUUGGCUCAGAAUUAUUUAAGUUAUGACUUGUUUGAUGAGAGAAGACUGAAAUUCAAACAUAUGAAAUAGAGUUGUUGUGCUGCUGGGAACCCCGGUGUUAGAUGCCACAAGAUGGUCCUUUUUCCCAGAAAAACUCAGUAGAUCACCCCUGGUCUUUAUGUGAUGGUGAGGCCAGUUUUCAUCCUGAAUAUACCCUGCUGAAAUGGAGAUUAUAUAAUAAAAGUACAGAACACAUUCAAGAUGACUGACCCCAAGGUUUUAUCGCUGUUUAACGAGUUCAACAAGAAAUACUUUUGGGGAAAACUGGACAAAGUGAGGGUCACAUGGAGCCCAAGGAUGACCCUAUGUGCUGGCAAAACAGCUUAUAAAGUGCGAGGCCGCUCCUUUUCCUCAUGUACAAUUCGUCUCAGUCAGCCUCUACUUACUCAAAGGCCACACUCUGAUACAGUGAACACACUCUUACAUGAAAUGAUCCAUGCUUAUCUUCAUGUCACACAAGGCCUUAACUACAGAGACAGUCAUGGACCAGAGUUCAGAAAACAUAUGAAAAGGAUCAAUUCUCUUCAUGGCUCAAAAAUAACUAUAUACCAUAACUUUCACCGUGAAGUCAACAAGUUCCGCAUCCAUGUCUAUCGCUGUGAUGGCCCUUGUGUUUCAAGACGUCCUUUUUAUGGAGUCUUGAGGAGAGCCAUUGAACGUCCUCCAGGACCCACAGAUAGGUGGUGGCAACGUCAUGCUCAAGAGUGUGGUGGAACAUUCCACAAGAUUGAAGGUCCAGGUGCCAAACCCAUGCCAAACUCUCAGAAAUUGGGUAACAAGCCAAAUAAAGAGAAAGUGCCUCAGUAUCAGUCAGAAGGGUCAUUUGGUAGCAAAAAAGUGGCUAGUUUCAAUCAAGGUAGAAUGAUAAAUAGUAAAGGAAAUAUGGAUAAGCACAAAUUAAAUCCAGGUUCUUCUAGUGCUAAAACAAAGGCUUUUGAUGAAGAAUCUGUGUUGCAAAGGAUUAGAGAAAAAUAUUCAAAUACAAGACAAACUAAACUCUUGUCCAUGGAUGAAACACCAGAUAUGAUUUUAGGUGCAAAUUGUAAACUUGUAGAAGGUCGUAUGAAUUAUAAUUAUCAGGCAAAAUCACCAACAAAAAUAAAAGUUGAUAAAUACAUAAGGAAGUUCCGACAAGCAAAGAACUUGUUUAGUACUGAUGACUCAGAGCCAGGCAGUAGUGCAAGAAAAUCAGUGGCACACAGCCCUGAUAAUACACAGAGAUCACAUAAUAUCCCAAGCUUAUCCGUAUGUCCUAUAUGUAGUGAAAGAAUACCUGAUGCUAUGUAUGAACAGCAUUUAAAUCAGUGCUUUGGUGAAGACAUAAAUUUUGACUCUGAGUUUAAUGAUGAGAAAAGUAUGGGAAGUAAAGCUGAAGCAUCUAUAGAUCAAAAUCAAGAUGUUUGGGAAGCUCUUUCUGACACUAAGACUUGUCACAAUUGUGGGUCAGUCGUCUUAGCCGCUGAGAUGAAAUUGCACCUCCAGUACUGCAUUGACUCAGAUGAUGAAGAUGAUGAGAGCUUUGAUGACAGAAACAAGAAAUUCCAUGAAAGUAAAGACUUUGAAGACAAACCUGGUCCUGGGAUUGUGUCCUGCCCUUCUUGCAUGGAGAGAGUUCGGGAAGAGCAGAUUCAGGAGCACCUAGAUCAGUGUUUGACCUUCUUGGCGGAAGAAUUUUAACGUAAGUUUGUUCUCUUUUGAUGUAGUCCAAUUUUCUUUGACCAUUUAGUGUUGAAAUUUAAUGGUGAUUUCAUUAAUCUGCUGUAUAUCAGUGUUAUUCUAAUAUGCUGUUAUUAGUACAUUAUAGCUUAUUACAUUAAAGGAUGCAACAUAUGUAUGACAAUCUUCCUGUCAAGAUGAUAUGAGUAUGUUAUUGUGUGGAAUUAUGUAAUGUUUAAUUUUCUGUAAGAAUUAUAAAAUUUCUAUAUUUAUGUAAUCAAGAUUUUGUAUAAAUACCAUUAAAAAAAAAUAUAUAUAUGCUUUAGAAUUUUAAACUCCCAAACUUUUCUAC